UAAGUAUAAAAGUUGUUCGCUGACUUGCUGUUUAAUUGAUCACCCAGCUAAAUACGUCGGUCGUCCAAAAUAUCCAACGGAGUGACUGCUCCGCUUCCGCGUAAGAGGAUCUUUGUCCGCGCGGCUGACAGGUCUCGCGCGCAGCUGGUCCGUGGAGAGUACAGCGGACUCUUCAUGGACAGGACGGCCGUGGUGAAGGUCGGAGCCGCGGCCAGCGCCAGCGUCUGCGCCCUGCUGGGUGGCGUGGUUCUGGCCCAGUACAUCGUCGCCAAGAAGAAGCGAGCGGGGAAGAAAACUAGGAUCAUAGAGAUGAUGCCUCAGUUCGAGAAGACGACGGUCCACAUGAAGGACCCGGAGAGGGUGGAGCAGAUCAUCUGUGGCCUCAUCAAAGGAGGAGCCUCUAAACUACAGAUCAUCACCGACUUCGACAUGACGCUGAGCAAGUUCGCCGUCAGCGGGAAGCGGUGUCCCACGUGCCACAACAUCAUCGACGACUGCAAGCUGGUGACGGAGGAGUGCCGGGCCAAGCUGCUGCAGCUGAAGAACCGAUACUACCCCAUCGAGAUCGACCCCCACCUCACCAUGGAGGAGAAAUACCCCUUCAUGGUGGAGUGGUAUUUCAAGUCCCACACGCUGCUGGUGGAGCAGCGGCUGGAGAGACACAAACUGGCCGACGUGGUGAGAGAGUCCGACGCCGCGCUCAGGGACGGAUACGAGCAGUUCUUUGACCGCCUGCAGCAGCACGACGUGCCCGUCUUCAUCUUCUCCGCCGGCCUGGGCGACGUUCUGGAGGAGAUCAUCCGCCAGGCCGGAGUGUACCACCCCAACGUCAAGGUCGUCUCCAACUUCAUGGACUUUGACGAAAACGGCGUCCUGAAGGGUUUCAAAGGCGAGCUGAUCCACGUGUACAACAAGCACGACGGCGCCCUGCGCCACACCGAGUACUUCAAGCAGGUGAAGGAGUCCUGCAACAUCGUCCUCAUGGGCGACUCGCUGGGGGACCUCAGCAUGGCCGACGGCGCGUCCAACGUGGAGAACAUCCUCAAGAUCGGCUUCCUCAACGACAAGGUGGAGGAGCGGCUGGACAAGUACCUGGACUCUUAUGACAUCGUGCUGGUGAAGGACGAGACUCUGGAGGUGCCCAACGCCAUCCUGCAGAAGGUUCUAUAACUCCACCUGGGCCCGAUGGACCCCCCCACCCCCCCCCCAAUCUGCUCACCCACCUUUAAAGGCCUUUUUAAAAGACGCUCUUCAGCAGCGCUUCUGCUGUUUGGUCCAUUUUUAAUUGUUUUCAGAUAAAGUGAUACAAUGACACACACACACUUCUUCCUCCAUCUUCACAAGUGUCACAUGAUUCUUAGUUGUUGGACUCGUUGUGGUAUCUGUGUGCGUCCACAUGUCAAAGAUGCAUCUUUACAGAGCUUCAGGAAUGAAUGAUUCUUAGUGAAGACCUGAAGACCACAGACGCCGUGUUGGUUUCAGGAGGAGAAGCUCUGACGAUGUCCAUGUGUUCAUCGUCGUGUCGUACAACACCUUCUCAUGUAAUCUUCAUUCAAACCGUGACGCUCUCAUUUGCAGACAAAGCAGCUCUUAAAACUCGUUAAAGCCAGCAUGAGGCCACUGAACGGACUCGUCCUGAGCUCUUAGUUCCUCGUGGGGGGGGUUCAAAGAACAUUUGUACCGUUGUGUUUUAAAUGUGCUGCUAUCACUGCAUGUUGCCUUUCGUAUUGAGUUUGUGUAAAAAGAAGCAGGAUGAACUGAAAUGUCUGUGUAUAUAUAAUAUAUAUAUAUAUAUAAAAUAUAUCGAUUUAAAACUGAGUAACGUCAUGCUGUUUAUGUUGCCGUGGACAUUUCUGAGGGAUGGUUGUAUUUUUAUAAGCUUUUUCUCUUUUUCUUUAAUGGUGUGAUUUGAAAAUGCAAUAAAAUGUCCAUUUUUGAGCUGAGACAGAAA
Molecule: messenger RNA, 1951 nt
Organism: Pungitius pungitius (ninespine stickleback)
Lineage: Eukaryota; Metazoa; Chordata; Actinopteri; Perciformes; Gasterosteidae
Gene: nt5c3a
Product: 5'-nucleotidase, cytosolic IIIA
Exons: 8
Coding region: 175-1170 (331 amino acids)
Cellular component (GO): cytoplasm
Molecular function (GO): 5'-nucleotidase activity; magnesium ion binding
Source: RefSeq, a predicted model, not a curated record